This is a messenger RNA of Stylonychia lemnae, 1014 nucleotides long. NCBI's taxonomy places the organism in Eukaryota, Ciliophora, Spirotrichea, Sporadotrichida, Oxytrichidae. The record is from the annotation of a GenBank genome assembly.
AUGUUGGCUGCUAACUAAUCAAGUUCAUACAAUCCUCAAAUGAUCAACUCAUCAAGAUCAAAUUUCCUUCAAGCUCAGACUAAUUAAAACAAUGCAAUGAAGGUAAAUCAGUCUCACCUAAAGGGAUUUAUGCCUAACAAAGGAACAGAAGAUAAGACUCAAAAUGUGGGCCUUAAACUCAGAAACUCCUCAAAUCAAAUCGGUCAGCAAUAAUUGAAUAACAUGCAAGCUAUAAAGCUUCAAAACUUGCCCGCCAUAAAAACCGGCAUAGAAGUUAUUUAAUCAGCAUAAAGAUCUAACAACAAUGUGAAUACUCAGCCUAGCUCACCCAGUAACAUUUAAAUGGAAAGAAAUGCAUCACAAGAGCUUAGAAGAUAUCAGAGCAGUCAGAGACUGCCAACGGGCAAUAGCUAGAGUGAAUAGGGCAUUCAGAACUAGAAGUAUAUGAAGCACAGCCACUCUUCCUUUAAUAUGGUGUCUGAUAGCGGAAGAGUUCAUAAGCAUAUCGGUAGAAGCAUGUCUACAUAGGAUCUUUAAAAUGUUGAUUAGCAAAAUGAAAGUCAAGAUCCGUUUAAGACUUAUCACAGAUCUGAUAGGCAAUAGCAAGGAGUCCUGAUGUACACCCACCCAGUGACUGGAGAACCAAUAGUAAUGGACAAAUAAGAUUUAUUGGCGAACACUCAGAAGAACCCAUUCUAAAACUCAGUGAGAGACACAACAAACUACUACUUCCAUAACUAAAAGGAACAUGAAAAGUAUCUAGACACCAAGAACUCUCCUCAGAAAACCUUCAAUAGAAGAAUGAAGCUUAGAAAUUCAUAUAUGGUGAUAUUCCCAAGUUAUGGUCUGCAUGAGAAUAAGAAGAUAUUCUAGGCAACGCAGUUCUCUUAGAUUGGAACUAAGCUAGAAAAUGCUGAGGAGGUCGAUCACCAAUACUUCGUAAAAGUGGAUUAUAUGAAAAAAUACUACGAGGAAAUGCUUAAGGCUAAGAACAUGAGAAUGAAUAAAAAAUGA